Messenger RNA from Dujonia railenensis, 252 nucleotides. The record is from the annotation of a GenBank genome assembly. Lineage: Eukaryota; Fungi; Ascomycota; Pichiomycetes; Serinales; Debaryomycetaceae.
AUGUCUUCCGUCGUAGCUAAGAGAUUUUUCAACUCUACAAGAACUGUCAAGUUCCAAACCAAAGGGUUCAAUUGGUUCCCAUUAAACAAGUACCCCCAAGUGUCCACUGUUGCUCAAAAGAAGUGGGCUCCUACUAAUGGGAACUCAUUCCGCUCGUUUGCUGAGUACAGGUUACAAGCGGUUAACCAAUCGCCACUAGCAGUUAGAACUAAAUCUACUUCUACAGCUCAACCCAAGACUAAAUCAGCCUGA